AAGCAUAUGCGGCUGUCAAAGGGACGAAAAAUUGGCUGCCGCAGAUAAGGGCAAGAGCAAAAGACGGCAAUAGCCUUGGAGUGGUGCUCGGUGUCUUAGCGCUGUUGAGUCGCUUCUUUGGGGCCGGUUUCUGGGCAGCAGCGGCUUUCUGUGCUUUUUUUAUUUGCUCUUUAUCAGAGGCCAAGUCGUCAGCGACAUAUUCUUUGACCACGCCGCAGCCUAGCUCUGACCGGUCGGCGAUGCAUAUCUGCCUCUGGCGUUCCUUGAUUUUGUUGACGGCUUCCUCUGUAUCAAGUGCUUCAAUGCUAUGGAGUGCACUUUGGACGAGAGCAAGGAUCUUUCCACAGUUGUUUAUGUUGCUGCUGGUUCCCUUCUCUCUUGAGAACCGGGACGUCCGCCGGGAGUCUCUACUUUUUGCAAGCAGCUUUGACUGGUUAUGGCAGACUAGAAGACUGUUGGCUUGGAGUCUCUCUUGUUGGGUGAAGCACCCAGAGGCCAGAUAUAUUCACAGACUGAUGAGGUGUUUGAUUACCAUGGCAACACCAAGGCCAGCGUUCCCCCUGGACUUCGCCCUGGAAGCAUUCAGGGAGCAAGAGAACCUCAGACAGUACCUCGUGGAGAUUGGAUUUAGCGGGGCACCAACCAAGGAAAGGUCAUGGAUGUUGUGGAGUGGGUGGAGCAUAUGCUGGAUGAUGAACACACUGAUGACAUCUGCAUGGCAACACACAUCAAGUAAUGACAUCUACUUCGAGGUACACAAGGCAGCUUGACCGGAAUUAUUCAAGACUGUCAAAAAAUGCCGCACAAAAACCUAUUAAAAGAUUUGAUUGGAGGUUGGCAGUUUCAGUCCUUGAAAACUCUGCCCUGAGACUGAAUGGUCUUCAAACAGAUCUCCCUGAUCACAUUACCACAACUGUCCUCUGACUUUUUUGGUACACCAGCUUCAAUGCACUCCUACAUACUUUAUUCCUAAAAUUAAAUUAGUAACAAUGUUUUUUUAAAAGCAUUGGCUUUGACCGUGAAGCUGAAAAUUUUGAAGAAAAAAUCUAAGAAACUUACAUCAAGGAGGGCACUCCCUCAAGAAGAGCUCUUUGAAACUUUCAAACAAAAUUACAUUGUAAAUUUGGGAAAUUUCAAAAUGACACAAGCUAGAAGUAAUAUUUUAAAAGUGUGAUAAUUUUGUGAUUAUUUCCUGUAAUUGGAAGGUGCAUUCUCUGACUAAAUUUUGAGGUAGUUAUGAAAUUCUCUUACAUGAUCAAACCAGAUGACAUUUAAAUUCAGGAUGUUUUCAACCUCAAGCUGUCCUGAAAACUGAAAGCUUUUGUAUUUGCAACGAGAAAUCUCGUGAGGAAUUUUAUGAUCAUUUCUUACCUUCUGUUUACUUUUUAGCAAAUGAUUUGGUAAAGAAAACAAGAAUUACAUUUGCUUCAAAAGGGCUUGCAGUUGUGGAAGAUUUCUAAAGCAAAAUCACGUUCUUUCCAUUUGUGAAUUUCCCCCAUUCAUGUCCAAGUGCUCAGUUUUCAUAAUUUUUGAAUCACUGUUUAAAUUUAUAGAGCCACCUCAUGAUUGUUUCAAUGUUACAAAGUUCAAUGCAGCGUUCAAAAGGUCAGCAGGCAGUACAGUUUGGCUUGUGACUUUUCUAUGAGCAACUUUGCUCCUAUAAACCACUCUCAUUUGCCUACAACUUAUGACAAAGUUUGAAAAAAUAGCACCUUUUGGUGAUGAUGUCAAAAGAGCAGACACUAUACUUUGUUUUCAAGGAAGUGAACUUCAGUACUUAAAGAUUUCUUGUCGUAGUAGUUUUGAGGAUGGAAAUCUGUAAUUUUGGAAAAGGAGCCUUGUGUUCUUGACGGUCAUAAUCUUUGCCCUUUGCUUGAAAGUGUUGCAAGAGUCAGAUGAUUAAUGGAAGGUGUUUAUUUUGAUAUAAUUUAGUUUGUGAAAAUUUUCAAGUAUUCAGUGGAGUUAAAUCUGGUGUCGAGUGCAAUGAAUAAAUUCUCAGUAAUGUCGCUGACUCAAACUGUCAAUUUGUUUCAUUAAA
This is a messenger RNA of Acanthaster planci (crown-of-thorns starfish), 2038 nucleotides long. RefSeq lists its product as uncharacterized. Lineage: Eukaryota; Metazoa; Echinodermata; Asteroidea; Valvatida; Acanthasteridae. The record is from RefSeq and is a predicted model, not a curated record.